Cygnus atratus (black swan) is the source of this 2978-nucleotide messenger RNA. RefSeq names its product four and a half LIM domains 3 (gene FHL3). The record is from RefSeq and is a predicted model, not a curated record. The transcript has 6 exons. Gene Ontology annotation, biological process: actin cytoskeleton organization. Gene Ontology annotation, molecular function: actin binding; transcription coregulator activity. NCBI's taxonomy places the organism in Eukaryota, Metazoa, Chordata, Aves, Anseriformes, Anatidae. Bases 604 to 1479 code for a protein of 291 amino acids. Gene Ontology annotation, cellular component: stress fiber; nucleus; Z disc.
AAGAAGAGGCAGAGCAGAACUCUGAGUAAGAAUGGGAAAGGGCAGUUUAGAGGUUUUGAAUAGUUGUGCCUCAGACUGGGCUGUUGGAAUAGCACUGACCCUUUCCAGUGAAAGUUCGGCUGCUCACUUCGUUAGCACCUGGCUUGGGAAGUCAGGCUAAUAAUGGUGUUUGUUAGCAUUUGACUUUCUGUUAGGAGUGUUGCUUGGUUGUUCUCUUCUAUCGUCAGGUCAUUGAGAAAUAAAGAGAGUUUGGAAGUGAAUUUUAUUUAACAAACUGGAAUCAGGAAUUCCUGUGCCUCUCGUGAAAACUUGGAGUAACUCAAAUCGUGAGAGUCCAAUUUCCAGUCACAGGCAAUGAAAUUUGAACCUGUGUAGGAAAUGCAAUCCCUGUGCUGAUGUCACCCUCUGGUUUAUGAUGUGACUGCUUUUGUUUCUGGGCAAGCACUCGAGCGUUUUGCUGGCGAAGUGAUGAUUUACUAGCGAGAGCCCCUCGCUCGCCGCACCUGCUCUGACUGUCUGCGGUGGGAGUCAGCCGGAGAGCCGCCCUCGCGCUGCUGCUGCUCUGCCUGGGCUGGGAUUUGGGCUGAUCCAUCGCAGGCAGCAAUGCAAGCAGGUGAAGGAGGCCCCCAGACCGGCACCAUGACGGAGUGCUUCGACUGCGACAACUGCAAGGAGUCCCUGUACGGGCGCAAGUACAUCCAGAUGGACAACGGCCCGUACUGCAUCCCCUGCUACGACGCCCACUUCGCCAACACCUGCGACGAGUGCAAAGAGCUCAUCGGCCACGACUGCAGAGAGCUGUACUACGAGGAUCGCCACUACCACGAGCACUGCUUCCGCUGCUUCCGCUGCGACCGCUCGCUGGCCGACGAGCCCUUCACCUGCCAGGACGAGGAGCUGCUGUGCAACGACUGCUACUGCAGCGAGUUCUCCUCCAAGUGCAUCGCCUGCGAGAAGACGGUCAUGCCAGGGUCCCGCAAGCUGGAGUACAACGGACAAACCUGGCACGAGCACUGCUUCAUAUGCAGCAGCUGCCAGCAGCCCAUCGGGUCGCGAUCCUUCAUCCCAGACCAGAAGGAUUAUUACUGUGUCCCCUGCUACGAGAGCAAGUUUGCUCCUCGCUGCACUCGCUGCAAAAAGACCCUGACCAAGGGAGGAGUGACCUACCGGGACGAGCCAUGGCACAAGGAGUGCUUCGUCUGCACGGGCUGCAAGACCCCCCUGGCUGGCCAGCAGUUCACCUCCCAGGAUGACAACCCCUACUGCAUCAAGUGCUUUGGAAACCUCUAUGCCAAGAAGUGCAGUGCCUGCACAAAGCCCAUCACAGGCUUUGGUGGAGGUAAAUAUGUCUCCUUUGAGGACCGUCACUGGCACCAUAAUUGCUUUAACUGCGCCCGCUGUAACACCUCGCUGGUCGGGAAGGGCUUUAUCCCUGACAACGAUGAGAUCCUGUGCCGCGACUGCAGCAGCGACCUAUGAGCCUCCGACGACACCGUGGGGCAGGGGCUUUCUCUAUUCUUCAGGGUCUUUGUGCCAGAAACCCCUGACAGCAUUUCAGGGGCCGGGCACAAGGCGUAGGAGAUGAGGGCUGCCCCCGAACCACGGUGUGUGUUCAGGAGGUUCCUUGUGCCCCUCCCUGAAGGCUAGAGUAUGCUAUGCUAAGGCUCUGUGCAGAGCCAAAGCUAAAUAAAGUUGAAAAAAAGGAGCUUCAAGAUCCCCCAUUAUUUACUCUUUCCUUUUGCUUCCUGUCUGACCGGGCACGAGCUGAGCAAAGGGCGGCAGCAGCGGCUUCAGCGCUGGGCUGCUGGGUCUGCACGCUGGCAGCAUGCAUUCGCUCCCCUUGGCACAGCACCGAGCCUUCUCUUUUCCCCGGGUGCUCCCCUCGCUCUGCGUGCUGUAAGGCUGCAGCUCCCUGUCCACGCGGCUUGGCCCUUCAGCCCGUGCCCUGGGUGGUUUUGCAGCACAGCCUUCCCCGCUUCCCCGCGCCGCUGCACCGCCCACGCAUGCAAGGCUCUCUGCCCUAUUUUGGGAGGUUUGGGGACACCAAGGCUGGAGCGUGGCCAGGAGCAGAGCAUGUCACCCGAUGAAAUCCACCUCUGGAUCUCUGUAGCCACCUUGCUGCCUGUGUGCCAGGCCCUUUUCUCGGCGUGGCUCGGUGGCAGAGCGCUCACUUAGGAGCAGAAAGGGAGCUGGCAGCGCUCACAGGUCUGGAGCGCUCUGUCCCGAGCCCCUGCCUGCCCCAGCCGUGCCCAAGCAGGAGCCCAUGGGUCCGAGCCACUGCUUGUCCCCGAGGCACCUCUGGCCAAGCCCCAGGGACACGCAGGGCUCCAUCUGUCACGGUGUCCCCAGCUUGUUCCUGCCAGCGCUGAGCAUCCGCGGUGUGCACGGGGCUCCUGGGGAGGGGCUUUGUGUCUCCAAGCCCCUGCUUUGUCCUAACUGCGUACAACAGGACGCCCUGAGCUCACCCAAGGGCUUCUGCCAUCCUUGCCUGGUGGCUGGGCUGGCCCGGGGCCCCCCCAGAGCCCCUCUGCAGGGGGGUGCUUGUGCCUGCCUCGUCGCCAUCCCCCCUGCUCUGUCCUGCUCAGGGUUACUUGUCCCAGCCCUGCUUUCCUGCUUAGACCGCCACAUGCUUCUCUGAAGGCAUCUUCUUGUGUUUUUUGUUUUUUUUUUCUCCUUUUGUACUCUUUUGUCAUGAAUAUCUGUCAUUUUGUAACCAGCUGCGGGAUGAAGGGGCUAGCCCCCCUGCCCAGGAUUCAUGUAGGAGUAAAAAAAAAAAAGUUAUGCAUGUUGAAGUGUUAUUAACUCUGUAUUCUGAUCCCUGUUGAACCCUCGUUUGAAAGCUUUGAUGCAGGCAAAUCAGAGUUUGUGUGUUUGCUACUUUGAGGUGCUUGGAGCAGUCUCUAGAAGGAAGUGUCCUAAACCUCAGCCUCCUGUAUGUUUCCUACGGCUUUCCAUAAUAAACUGUUUUAGUGACACUC